This is a messenger RNA of Silurus meridionalis, 1816 nucleotides long. RefSeq names its product forkhead box G1d (gene foxg1d). Lineage: Eukaryota; Metazoa; Chordata; Actinopteri; Siluriformes; Siluridae. The transcript has a single exon. Gene Ontology annotation, cellular component: nucleus. The record is from RefSeq and is a predicted model, not a curated record. Gene Ontology annotation, molecular function: sequence-specific double-stranded DNA binding; DNA-binding transcription factor activity. Bases 254 to 1282 code for a protein of 342 amino acids. Gene Ontology annotation, biological process: regulation of transcription by RNA polymerase II.
CUUCGGAUUUAUUCUCCUGCAUGUCACAAAAGAAAAUCCAAUGCAGGACACAAAUAUCGGAUAAAUCUCAGAUAAACUCCUCCCCCAGUGAUGUCCUGAUAAAUCGGAUCCCCCUUUUGACUGCUUUAUAAAUUUCUUGCUACUUUCUCUGGAAGCUCUUCUCUGUCCGAAGAACCUAAAUCUAAAUCACAAGAGUUAUGCCCUGAUCCAAUCUACUUUAUCCAAUCUACAGAUCUGAAAGGCCAGUUGUAGGAUGGGGGAUCAGAAGGAAGUGACCAUGGUCCAGAGGUCCACUUCAUUCAGCAUCAAGAGUCUGCUGCUUCCUUCUAAAAGCGAGGAUCGAGGAGCGUUCUCACCAGCAUCCGAUUCGGAAAAGCAGAAAGAUCAGACGGACUUGGAGCGUUCUCCAGGCGCCACGGAUAAGGCGGACGAUAAAGCGGAAUCCGGCAAGAACAGCAAACUCGACAAGCCUCCAUUCAGCUACAACGCGCUGAUCAUGAUGGCCAUCCGCCAGAGUCCCGAGAAGCGUCUCACCCUGAACGGAAUCUACGAGUUCAUCAUGCAGAACUUUCCGUAUUACCGGGAGCACAAACAAGGAUGGCAGAACUCCAUCCGGCACAACCUGAGCCUGAACAAGUGCUUCGUGAAAGUCCCGAGGCAUUACGAUGAUCCUGGAAAGGGGAACUACUGGAUGCUGGACCCUUCCAGUGACGAGGUGUUUAUAGGAGGAACGACUGGGAAACUGCGCCGGCGCUCCGCCACCUCCAGGGGAAAACUGGCCUUGAAGCGCGGGCUGCGAUUCGCACCGCUCGGCUUUGGAAUGAACGACAGGGUCCCGAGCAAUCCUCUGUACUGGCAGAUCUCUCCGUUCUUCUCCCUGCAUCCCCCUUCAUACAACUCCCCAACAUCUGGAUUUCUAAACCAGAGUCAUGCUUAUGGCUCGCUCCUCCACGGGGUGGAUCAGCUGGGCAGUGGGGAGAUCGCGCGGCCGAUCCUUGGAGCUUCUGGUGGACCUCUUGGUUUUACGAACGCUUAUGGCAUGAGCUCACCUUCGGUCGGGUUGAUCCAGAGUCAGCACGGUUAUUUGGGAAACCCCCAGCAGCACCACCAGCAGCAGCAGCAAAACGUGUCCCAUUUCAAUGUCUCGACCACUUCAGCGCGCACACGUCUCUCAGACACGCUCAGGGCCACGUUACCGACUUUCCCCCCGGUAGGGUCUGGAGACCUCCCCGGGGUUUUGUCUCAGCACAAAAGACUCCUUCCUAAUUCUUAUUUAAAUUGAACCACACGUGGCUUUUGAACAUCUGGAUGUCCUGGAUGGAAUUUGAACACGCAGGAUACUGAAGGUUCCUGGAGUUUCCACCAACCAAAAAGCUUCAGCUCCACAAAAAACCCAAAGCAAAAAGUUCUUAGGAGAUCUUACUAAUGCAGAUCACAUCAACUCAAAUUGUUUCUGCUUCUGAGGAGACUUUAAAAAAACAAAAACCUUUGUGCCAAGACUGUGUCUAGAUUUGCCAAAGGUAAAGUCUAUAAAUCAUCUGUUAUUUAUAUCAUGUUCAGAUCAUUGGAAACGUUUUAAGUUGGUCAUCUGAAGACUUAUAUUUAUGUAAAAUUGUAUUUAAAUGUAAAUGAAUAAUUAAUCCUCAUUGUAUCAGUAUUAUGGAGCAGCCAAUGAAAAUAUAAAUUAUUUGCGUAAAUGUGACUGUGGACAUUCUUAUAUUUAUAUAUUUAUAUAUAAUGCAUACACACAUACAUUAAUAUGAAAUAUGAUCAUGUCCUUUAUUUAAUGUUAUAAAUGUAGUUAUAAAUUUACUUU